This is a messenger RNA of Glycine soja, 1036 nucleotides long. Its product is annotated as protein MAIN-LIKE 2-like. The record is from RefSeq and is a predicted model, not a curated record. The transcript has 4 exons. Bases 5 to 1036 code for a protein of 343 amino acids. NCBI's taxonomy places the organism in Eukaryota, Viridiplantae, Streptophyta, Magnoliopsida, Fabales, Fabaceae. Gene Ontology annotation, biological process: meristem maintenance; meristem development.
AGCAAUGGCAUCUUCAUCAUCAUCUUCAUCACAUGUUAACAUUAAGUCUGGUCCCAUCGAUGCUGAUGUAUUAUGGAUGCAACCUAAACAUGUUUCAGAACAUGUUUGGAAUGGGGAAGAAGAUAGGAAAUUACAUAUCAGACGAGCUGUCCCCACGUAUCAAGGGGAAGAACAAAUUCCUGAGCAAAUUUUUCCUUUUCUUCUACAAUCUGGUUUCGCCUGGAUUAUCAAGAUGGGGUACUUAAAAAUAAAUGCCUCAUUAAUUAGUGCUCUGAUUGAAAGAUGGAGGCCAGAAACACAUACCUUUCACAUGAGAUGCGGAGAAUGUACUAUUACUCUCCAAGACGUCUCUGUAUUGUUAGGUAUAAGUGUGGAUGGUUUACCAUUAAUCGGUCCAACAAAUCUUGAUUGGGCUGAUUUAUGUGAGGAAUUAUUGGGAGUCAGACCACAAGAAGAUGAAAUUAGAGGUAGUGUGGUUAAAUUAAGUUGGCUGGCUCACCAUUUUGCCCAAAUAAAUAAUGACGACGACGAAGAACAAGUACGAAGGUUUGCCCGUGCAUGGAUAUUGAGAUUCAUUGGAGGUGUCUUGUUCGUUGAUAAAAGCAGUAACAAAGUUUCGCUAAGAUACCUUCAAUUUUUACGUGACUUUGAAGAAUGUGGCAGAUAUGCAUGGGGAGCUGCCGUACUUGGUUUUCUAUACAGAGAGAUGUGCAAUGCCACCGAUUAUAAAACUAAAUCAAUCGGAGGUAUGUGCAUCUUACUACAAAUGUGGGCAUGGGAACGAUGUCCAACCUUGGCUCCAAAGAGGACUCCUUCCCAAGUAGAAAAUACACCACUGGGGCAUAGGUGGCUGCGACGUGGAAACCAAUAUAUCGGCAAUGAUGAUGUGAGAGUUUUUCGUCGCAAGUUAGAUAUUAUGAAACGUCAUGAGUUUGUGUGGGAGCCGUACCCAUCAACCGUAAUAUCAUUGUUGCCUCCCGUUUGUUUAGUCGGAAGUCUCGCGUGCCAAUUCCAGAGUCUCCUUCACAACCCUUAA